This is a messenger RNA of Leopardus geoffroyi (Geoffroy's cat), 1955 nucleotides long. RefSeq names its product katanin catalytic subunit A1 (gene KATNA1). Gene Ontology annotation, molecular function: microtubule severing ATPase activity; microtubule binding; ATP hydrolysis activity. Gene Ontology annotation, biological process: microtubule severing. The transcript is spliced from 11 exons. Lineage: Eukaryota; Metazoa; Chordata; Mammalia; Carnivora; Felidae. The record is from RefSeq and is a predicted model, not a curated record. Gene Ontology annotation, cellular component: microtubule cytoskeleton. Bases 325 to 1800 code for a protein of 491 amino acids.
CCGGCGCCCGGCGCCCGGCGCGCGCACGCUGCCCGGCGUCCUCGCUCCCGGGGCGUCGCCCCGCGUGCGCCGGAGUUGAGGAGGCCACCCCCAGCACCGGAAGUGACCCUGGCGGGUUUGCCUUCAAAUUCUCGGCGAGGUGAAGCAGCGCCGGGGCUUGUGACGGUUGAACCCAGCCGUGCUGGGUCCGUGAACGGGUCAGAGGGGUUGGGACUGGGCUGGGCCCUGCUUCCUUGCCGCCUCGAGCCACGCACGGCCCUUCCCCUCCGCCUGGCGGUGGGCGGUUUCCCGAGGAGCCUCGGCAGGCACAGCUUACAAUUGAGCAUGAGUCUUCUCAUGAUUAGUGAGAAUGUAAAAUUGGCUCGUGAAUAUGCAUUGCUGGGGAACUAUGACUCUGCCAUGGUCUAUUACCAGGGAGUUCUUGACCAGAUGAACAAGUAUCUGUAUUCAGUCAAAGAUACCUAUCUCCAGCAGAAAUGGCAACAGGUUUGGCAGGAAAUAAAUGUGGAAGCUAAGCAUGUUAAAGAUAUCAUGAAGACACUGGAGAGCUUUAAACUAGACCACACUCCACUGAAAGCUGCCCAACACGAGCUUCCAGCGUCCGAGGGGGAGGUCUGGUCCCUGCCUGUACCUGUUGAACGAAGGCCCUCGCCAGGACCUAGAAAACGCCAGUCUCCUCAGUACGGUGACCCUAAACCACACAGUAAUCGACCAAAUACAACUGCCAGAGUUCACCGUUCAUCUGCACACAGUCUGCACAACGACAGAGGGAAACCUGUUCGUUGUCGGGAAAAGAAAGAGCAAAAUAAAGGAAGAGAGGAAAAGAACAAAUCACCUGCUGCAGUUACAGAACCAGAGACAAGUAAAUUUGAUAGUACUGGAUAUGAUAAGGACUUAGUAGAAGCUUUGGAAAGAGAUAUAAUUUCUCAGAAUCCCAAUGUUCGAUGGGACGAUAUUGCUGAUUUAGUGGAAGCUAAAAAGUUGCUCAAGGAAGCUGUGGUGUUACCCAUGUGGAUGCCAGAAUUCUUUAAGGGCAUCAGGAGACCAUGGAAAGGAGUGUUGAUGGUUGGGCCACCCGGCACAGGAAAGACCCUCCUUGCUAAAGCAGUAGCUACGGAAUGCAAGACAACAUUCUUCAAUGUGUCCUCAUCCACUCUGACUUCCAAGUACAGAGGAGAGUCCGAGAAGCUUGUCCGUCUUCUGUUCGAAAUGGCUCGAUUUUACUCUCCGGCUACCAUAUUUAUCGAUGAGAUCGAUUCCAUUUGCAGUCGCAGAGGGACUUCAGAAGAGCACGAGGCAAGCAGGAGGGUGAAAGCAGAGCUGCUGGUUCAGAUGGAUGGUGUUGGGGGUGCUUCUGAAAAUGAUGACCCUUCCAAGAUGGUUAUGGUUCUGGCGGCUACUAACUUUCCCUGGGAUAUUGAUGAGGCAUUAAGACGACGUCUUGAGAAAAGAAUCUAUAUUCCAUUACCAUCAGCAAAAGGCAGGGAGGAGCUGUUACGAAUAAGUCUACGUGAGCUGGAAUUGGCUGAUGAUGUUGACCUUGCAAGUAUAGCAGAAAAUAUGGAAGGUUAUUCGGGUGCGGACAUUACCAACGUGUGCAGGGAUGCAUCCUUGAUGGCAAUGAGAAGGCGUAUUGAAGGUUUGACCCCAGAAGAAAUCAGAAAUCUUUCAAAAGAGGAAAUGCACAUGCCUACAACUAUGGAGGAUUUUGAAAUGGCUUUAAAAAAAGUUUCUAAGUCAGUUUCUGCUGCAGAUAUUGAAAGAUACGAGAAAUGGAUAUUUGAGUUUGGAUCAUGCUAAAUUCUCACAUGUAAACUGUGAGAAACCUGCCUUAAGUGUUUGAAUAAUAAUUAAAUGUAGUAUUUCAUUGCACCGAGUGCUAUAUUUUUUUAAACUUUCAUAAUGGUAAGAUUUUAAAAACGAUUCUGAAUAAAGGCAGUUUUUUAAAGCUGCAA